Messenger RNA from Callithrix jacchus (white-tufted-ear marmoset), 984 nucleotides. It is a transcript of the gene CLRN2, whose product is annotated as clarin 2. NCBI's taxonomy places the organism in Eukaryota, Metazoa, Chordata, Mammalia, Primates, Cebidae. The record is from RefSeq and is a predicted model, not a curated record.
UGGAAGAGCUGACCUUGGAGCACAGCAUUGCUAAGUAUCUGAAAGAUGUCAAUGACCCUGGCUGCUGCUCGGAGACCUUGGGGAUGACCUGCACCCACUAGCAUGCCUGGAUGGUUCAAAAAGGCGUGGUACGGGCUGGCGUCUUUACUCAGCUUCUCCUCCUCCAUCCUGAUCAUUGUUGCCCUGGUAGUGCCGCACUGGCUGAGUGGGAAAAUCCUUUGUCAGACUGGAGUGGAUCUGGUCAACGCCACAGACAGAGAGCUGGUCAAAUUCAUUGGGGACAUUUACUACGGACUCUUCCGAGGGUGUAAGGUGCGGCAGUGUGGGCUCGGGGGCCGCCAUUCCCAAUUCACAAUCUUCCCACAGCUGGUGAAGGAGCUGAACACAGGCCUUCAUGUGAUGAUUCUGCUGCUCCUCUUCCUGGCCUUGGCCCUGGCUCUGGUCAGCAUGGGCUUUGCCAUUCUCAACAUGAUCCAGGUCCCAUACCGGGCAGUCAACGGUCCUGGGGGCAUCUGCCUAUGGAAUGUCCUGGCAGGUGGAGUCAUGGCAUUAGCCAUCGCCAGCUUCGUGGCUGCGGUGAAAUUUCAUGACCUGACGGAACGCCUCGCCAACUUUCAGGAGCGGCUUUUCCAGUUUGUGGUGGUGGAAGAACAGUACGAGGAGUCGUUUUGGAUCUGCGUGGCCAGCGCUUCAGCCCACGCCGCAAACUUGGUCGUGGUGGCGAUCAGUCAAAUUCCCCUCCCUGAGAUUAAGACCAAAAUGGAAGAGGCCACAGUCACGGCUGAGGAUAUCUUGUAUUAAUAGCCUUCCCUGCUCACACCCUGUCUGAAGUCAGUUCUGUGUGUGAAUGGAGGCCUCGUGUGUUUGCAGCCUUCCCACUCUUGUCAUGGCCACGUUCUCAGCAGUAAGAAGAAGGACGUGAAGGACCAAGGCCGUUGCUGGGGCCGGAAAAGAAAAACUUGCCCAGAAUCCCCAGCAUCCUUG